AUGGGCAUACUUCACUCCCUGCGGCGCGCUCGUGCCGGGGGAUGGCUUUUGUUUGCCGUUGUCGCGUUGCUUGCGAUUGUGCAGUCGGCUUCAGCUGAGAAGCUCCAAAACAUUGAAAAUGAGAACUUCUGGACCACCCACAACCUCUUCCAAACUCUCUUCCCCUCCCCCUCCCCCGCAACAAACGCCCUCCUCGCGACAGCCUACAUCUCCAUCCCCCCAAACCUCCUCCUAGCCCUUCUCCCCCGUAACAUCGACCCCUCGACCCUCUCCAUCAUGGUCGCGUUUGCGGUCGGCGGGCUCCUAGGCGAUACCUUCUUCCACCUCAUGCCUGAGAUUUUCCUCGGUGAGGGAGAGGCCAUGGUGAGGGUUGAGCCUAAGAGAAACUUACUUCUGGGGUUUGGGAUUGUGGUGGGGUUUAUCACGUUUGUUGGGGUUGAUAAGGCUGUGAGGAUUCUUAAUGGGGGGGAGGGGCAUGAACAUGGGCAUGGACAUGCUCAUGGGCGUGAAAUUGUUAAGGAGGAAGGGAGCCCGAAGGGGGAGAGGAAGAGGGCUGCUGGUGGUGCCGCUGGGAAGGUGAAGAAGGAGAAGAGCGAGAAGAGCGCGGUGGCACUUAAGGUUAGGGCUGAAAAGACCGAGUCAAGCAACACUUCCGUCAAACUCGGCGGCCUUCUCAACAUGAUCGCGGACUUCACCCACAACAUAACCGACGGCCUGGCCCUCGCUGCCUCCUUCUACGCCUCCCCGACCGUCGGCGCCACGACGGCCGUCGCCAUCUUCUUCCACGAAAUCCCCCACGAAGUUGGCGACUUCGCGCUGCUCGUCCAAUCCGGCUUCUCCAAAUGGCAGGCCAUGGGCGCACAGUUUAUCACGGCGGUCGGCGCACUCGCCGGCACGAUCAUCGGCAUCGCGAUCCAGGAGUAUGGCGGGAGUACGCCGGGAGAGGGCGUGACUGCCGUUGGGGAGGGGAUCUUUGGGACGAGUUUGCAGUGGGGGGAUAUGUUGCUGCCUUUUACGGCGGGAACGUUCUUGUAUGUUGGGACUGUGGCGGCUAUUCCGGAGUUGCUAGAGACGGGGUCGGAGAAGGCGAAGGAGGCAAGACGGGCAGUAAUGCAGUUUUUGGCGGUUGCGGCGGGCGCGGGGAUUAUGUUGUUUAUUUCGUGGCAGGAGUAG
Thermochaetoides thermophila DSM 1495 is the source of this 1173-nucleotide messenger RNA. Its product is annotated as putative zinc transporter protein. The coding region runs from base 1 to 1173 and encodes 390 amino acids. The transcript has 3 exons. The record is from RefSeq and is a predicted model, not a curated record. Gene Ontology annotation, cellular component: membrane. Gene Ontology annotation, biological process: zinc ion transmembrane transport; intracellular zinc ion homeostasis. Gene Ontology annotation, molecular function: zinc ion transmembrane transporter activity. NCBI's taxonomy places the organism in Eukaryota, Fungi, Ascomycota, Sordariomycetes, Sordariales, Chaetomiaceae.